This is a messenger RNA of Sinocyclocheilus grahami, 919 nucleotides long. Its product is annotated as serine/arginine repetitive matrix protein 2-like. Lineage: Eukaryota; Metazoa; Chordata; Actinopteri; Cypriniformes; Cyprinidae. The transcript has 5 exons. The record is from RefSeq and is a predicted model, not a curated record. The coding region runs from base 104 to 919 and encodes 271 amino acids.
CUGCUCUUCCAGAACUUUUCUCUUCCCCAAAGACAUCGUCCCCUACUGGCCAAACAAAGAGAAGUACGGCCGACAAAUCAAAAGAGGCGGGUUCGAGGAGGGCAUGUGGGAGAUCGAGAACGACCCGGGUGUGGGCCUCAGACGUCAAAAGAAAGCAGCGCUAGUGAAACGACUGUCAGAGAGUCGACUGAAACCGAGAGACAGGAAGAAGAAGAAAGCAGAAAACCAGACGGGAUCCCGUACGGAUUCAGCGCCGAAGAGGGAAACUCUUGUGAAACCCGGCAAAACAAAGUCUGAAUCCGUGGCGCCGGCAGACGCUAAAACAACCGUAGCCAGGUCGACGCGCUCCAGAGAUUCGGUGACAAAGACCGUCACACCAGAGGACAGACAGAUGGAUGAAGUCACGUCUGCGAGGAGUGUGACGUCGGUGGAGACGCUCGCAGCAGGAAGGAGGAUUUUACCGUCCAGGACGAUCAUUUUAGCCAGACGUGCGGCAGCAGCAAAGACGCGCUCUGCUCGCAGGAAACACGCGCUGAACAGAAAGAUAAUUUCAACCAAGAAACCGAUAGACGCUCGUAAUCACCAGCAGCCCCUGAGGGUCACGCGCGCCUCUGCGGAUCCGAGCCAGACCACAGACGAAACCACCACGGUAACUCCGGCCGCUCUGAGACGGAAACACUCGCCAACUGGUCGUGAUGUGAAGGAAGACGCUCGUGUUCCUCGUCCUGUGACGAACAGCUCCAGCCCAGCAGGCUCAAAGAGGAAGCGGCUCACAGAGGAGCAGACGUCUGCACCAGAAGAGCCGAAGAAGAGCGAGGUCAAGGACAUCAUAAACACACAAGACAAGGACGAGCAGAAUAAACCCAAACAGACGAACCGCGAAGCUCUGAUUGUCUCUGAAAAGAUCUGGCUGUUGUAA